GACCGCCCCCGGGACCACCCGGUAUCGUUAGCAAUUGUUUCGUACUUCUGGGGGGGGUCGACCGUGGUCAGAGCCGUCGGGGGUGGUUCACUGCCUGCCUCUUGCUACUAGUUAUUGAUCAGUUCUGAAAAAAACACGGGCUGAAGAGUUGAAAUCAUGGGGACACCGGGCAAGGCGAACCGGGGUGGCAAGAAGAUGCAUUCACCUGGUCCAAAGUGCGUGCGACUAUCUGCGGUGGCUUUAGUCUUGUCCUGGGCGGGGUUGUUGUUUUAUGUACUGCGGCCGGCAUCAUCCGAUGGGCCUUCGGGCCAUAGUUUGAUGUCAAGCGCCAAGAUGGAUCACCUUGGACUCAGCAAUGGUAAAGAGAUCACGGCUUUCGUCGGGCAGUUCGAUUCAGCUGCAGAGUAUACUUUUUCAAAGCCUCUUGGAGCAUUCGACCAAGGAGAAAGCGGCUUGCCCCAGCCCAAAGACGACCCGGAAGAGAACUUGGAUGUUCAGAUGCAGCAUACUGUUCUCAUGGAGCGGGAUGGAUUCGCCAUGGAGUUAGAUGAGCAAACGAACCUGCAGGUACCCAUGUUUUGGGAACCCCCCGCAGGCUCGGACCAGUUGGACCAUGUGGACAUGAUUGACGGGCAGCCAACUAUCUUCCUUAUGAUCGCGAGUUAUAGGGACUGGCAGUGUCGGGAUACGGCUACAUCCGCGCUCCAGCGAGCGACGUUUCCUGGGCGUGUUGUUGUGGCCGCAGUACAGCAAAAUCGACCGGGUGAUGUUGGGUGCGGAGAUCCACCAAAGCCGUGCAGCGAGGAGCCAUCGCAGCCACUUUGUGCUCGGGCCAAACAGGUCAAAGUGUAUGCUAUGGAUGCCAAUGAGGUGACUGGCAAUGUCUUAAUCUCUCUUUUACUUCGAAGUGAGUCUUGUUGUGCUCAGUCCUGGAUACAUGCAAAAGCAAACACCAGUGCGAUAUUCGCAUCGACUAAUUCCCUGGAAGAAUGGACCUCGUUCCUGUUUGCGACGGGACCUGUGUAUGCGCGGCAUGUGGGUUAUCGCAUGUACCGAGGUGAGGCGUUCGCUCUGCAGGUGGAUGCGCAUUGCGUAUUCGUAAACGGCUGGGACGAGAGUAUCAUCGAACAAUGGCGCCUGACACGAAAUGAAAUGGCAGUCCUUUCUACAUACCUCACUGACCUGAAGGGCUCCGUAUCCACGGAGGGUGACUCUCUGCGAAAGACUCGACCAAUCAUGUGCAACUCAGACUUUGAGGGUCAGCCAGGAAUCUUCGCCAUGGGUCACAGCCUGAAUCGGGGCUGGACUCACGGAUACGACAUGUACGCGCCCCAGGCAAGUGUUUUAUUUCACGAGUAUGCGCAGAUGUCAAGCCGCCGGAGAAACGUGCCCAAAUUUUGGGAGAGUGGCAGUGCUAGACGCGGUGACGGUCAGCGCAGUCUGAAAAGACUCACAUCUCUGAUCCAUAUGAACCCACCGGGAAUGGACAAUGACUGGGAUCGCACAAAAAUGGGGCUCUACGGUCUCGGGACCGAGCGACCUGUUGAGCUUUUUUACAAGCUAACACUCGUUGAUGUUUCGAAGCGCUCUGCUGUCCCCAUCUGUCGUUUCGUCGACACAGGUGAGAUGCACAAACAGAUUCAUAACGUGUAUCUUCGGCCAAAUGGACGCGGUAUUGACUAUUCUGGUGCCGUCCGCGAUCUGGAUGUGAUGCAGAUAGUUGAUGAGCGUCUCUUCAACCCUGCUAUCAAUCAACUGAAGCGUGGGCUUGAGAAACAGGACCACAAUAUAAUGAAAAAUGCUGUUGCGGAAGCCCAGCGUUGUAAACUCGAAAAACAUCACCCGCAGUAUAAGGAACUCAUUGCUCGAGUACGAAGUGAGCUUGCAACGAAACAAGGGGCCUAG
This is a messenger RNA of Aureococcus anophagefferens, 1905 nucleotides long. RefSeq lists its product as hypothetical. The transcript is spliced from 4 exons. The coding region runs from base 157 to 1905 and encodes 582 amino acids. The record is from RefSeq and is a predicted model, not a curated record. Lineage: Eukaryota; Pelagophyceae; Pelagomonadales; Pelagomonadaceae.